UGGCUCACAGCAGGUUGGGUCCACGCUCGCCACCGGGGGGGAGGCAAGCGGUGCGGCGCCCGCGUGCUGACGCCAGCCGCCCCGCCCCGCGCGGGAGGGGCCUGCAGGCAGAAGGCCCGCGCUGAGCUAUGAAGGGCGGCUGGGGCUGGGCGUGGCCGCAGUACAAGAAGGGAGGAGGCGAGGGCCACGGCAGCAUUGCGCCAUGGUGCUGUCAUCAUUCUUCAGACUCCUCAGCCUCGUCGUUCCCGUCGGCGCCGCCAGCGAAAUGACCAACCGCAUCAGCACCAUCGUCGCCAUCGCACUGCCAUCUUCAGCAGCGUCACCAGGCAAGGGCGGCAAGAGCAAGCCCACGCCGCUGCCGGAGGACUUCGCGCUCGACCCGGGCAGAGUGCUCUCAGGGACCGUCCUGACGUACUACAGCUUCAACGGCUAUGGCUUCCUGACCCCUGAUGAGAAGGGCCUGGUGCCAGACGACAAGGUGUUCGUGCACUGGAAGAAUCUGCGCUCCACGGAUCGCUACCCGGGCCUGGUGAAGGACAUGCAGGUGGAGUUCACGGUGUCGAAGGUGGAAAAGAACGGCGUCAUGACGCUCGCCGCGGAGAACGUGACGGCCCCCGGAGGCGCUUCGAUCACAAUCCAGGAGAGCUUGGAUACCAAGAAGGAGUUCGUUGGAGGCCGGGACCUGAGGUACACGGGGACACUGAAGUUCUUCGCUCCACAGAGGGGUUUCGGCUACAUCAAGAUUGACCCGGGUUUCCAGUACGACAGAGAAGGCGUCCCCGAGGAGAUCCGUGUGGAGACGCAGGAGAUGAACUGCGGUGGGGGCAACCCUGGCCGAUAUGAGAAUCUGCAGAUCGAGUUCGGAAUUUGGGUGACGAAGCGGGGCGUCUUCAAGGGGUACAACGUCUGCUUGCCGGGUGGCCUGCCCCUGCCCCAGGACGAUGGCACCCGCGACGAACAGGGUGGCAAGGCUGUCGCGGACGCUGACGCUGCCCCAGCCGCUUCAGCGUAGUCGGCGCCCUGCGCUCAUCUCCCUCGCUGUCCUGUUGCCGGUGCUCGUCCUCCUCCCUCAGCUGAGGGCUAUCGGGUCCGCGUGCGAGCACCGCGGACAUUCUGCCAUCGAGUGAAAAGCAUGUUCUCGU
This is a messenger RNA of Prorocentrum cordatum, 1142 nucleotides long. The record is from the annotation of a GenBank genome assembly. NCBI's taxonomy places the organism in Eukaryota, Dinophyceae, Prorocentrales, Prorocentraceae.